UGAACAAGGAUAACGUAUUUUCUCGCUCCUCAUCGAACUAUUUUAUGUUCGUUCAGUCGACUCGAUUCAAAAUACAUCGAACAAGUGUUACGACGGUUCAUGGAUAAAAUUAUCCUCCGUUUUGAAUAUUUGAAAAUAAUAUAACGACAAAUUGAUACUGAAGCCGCGAACAAGCGAAAACGAACAAAAGCUGAAAAGAAAGCAAAAAAUAAAUGAAUAGAAGAGAAUUAUUAUCUAAAGCAAAAGCGGAAAAUAUCGAACGAAACUCAAUACCGUCAGCUAAAAGCUAAAACGUCAUUUAUUCCGUGUGAACUCGAUAUUUGCAGAGUUUUGUUUUUGUUUUUAUUUUUAUUCUUUUUUUCUUGCUUCAUUUUGACGAAAUAAACCUCAUCAACGGUUGUGUGGUGUAAUUUUCACUUGACAUCAUCGUUGAGUUGGGUUUUAUUUUUGUGUUUUGUCAGUCGCUGCGUGUUAAUGUAUUCGUGGGAAAUACUAUAAAGAAAUACAUUUAAAUUUCGGUUCUACCAUAAAAGCGAGACGAUAAAAAAAGACUACAAGGAAAUUUCAUUGGUUAAAUCGAAGAAUGAAAUCUGAUUUUCUAACAUAAAUCAAUCAAGCGCACGGUUAGACAAGUCUACAUGUCUGAAUUGUGAAGGAAAAAGAUGAAGAAGAAGAAAUAAAGAAUGGCAUGAAAAUAGAAGAUUAAAAAAAAGAACGGAAAUAACAAGGAAAAACAACUACAACUACUUAUACAACGGCCGACAGAAAAAUACUACAAAAAAAAAAUUAAUAACGAUAAUAACAAGAACACAAACGUGCAGCAAGGUGACGUUGUAGUUCAACGAUUAUUCAGUUCACAUAAAUGUUUGUAUGAAAGCGAUUGCAAAAAUACAAAGACAAAAUAGAAAAACAGACGUCCAAAUCGAGCGAGUGCAAGAAAAUUGCGCCGAAGAAAAAUCAUAAAAUUUCAUUUUCUACUCAUAUUUUCCAUAGAUGAGCACGGAACCAAGCAAAAAAAGAAUAACAACAACAACGACGAAGACGUCGGCCACGACUACGAAACAACGAUCGAAAAAGCCGUCGAAAGAAUAUAUAACGUGCGACGUGACCGUUGAUGAUUAUUGAUAUUAUUAUGGGCAUUUGGUGCUGCUGAAGUCAAUCGUACACUCUACAGUUUGUAUAAAAGCAGCAUUGUCAUUCAACGAAAACACAGGAAAAAAGAAAGAAACAUUUUAUGUGCUUUGAAUUUGUGAGUGAAAGCAAAUUAUUAGAAAACCAAUUGCAACGGAUUGAUGUAGACAAAACGUAAAAUUAGUUUUUAAUUAAAGAGCAACAACAACAAGAAGCGAGAGAAAGAGAAGCGAGUGUGAGUUUGACAGCAAUGCUUAACGAGGAACCUUGAACUAAAAACCAUCGGGAAACGGUAACAUUAUUUAAUUAGGAAAAAAAGGGAUUUCGAACGCGAAAGGGAAAAAGAAUACACACGAAAAAAAAAGUGGAAAAUUGAUGAAAAUCGAUAGAAGCAAUUCCCAAAUUUCUUCCAUAUCGAUGAUUAUGUGCGGCAAAGCAUAACGGUGCAAACAACAGCAAUCUAAUUUGCAACGAUUUUUCCCUCCGCAGUCCAUUCCUUUCAGUUACUCGUGGGAGCCAACAUAUACAGUAUACACCAAAAUCAAUAUAUUCGUUUGAAGUAGUGGCAUGAGCUUUUUUUAGUGCAUUUUCCAUGUCAAGUCAUGGAAUGCAUUUGAACUGAAGUGAACUAAAGAGAACAGUGCUAAAAGAAAAGAAAAAGAAUAGAAUAAUAGAAAAAUUCGUUAACAAGAACAAGCCCAGUGGCAACAAACACUUGAUAAAAGACCAAAUAAGAAUUUUGUUUUUUUAUUGGAUUUUCGAUCGCAUGUAGGCGGAUUAAAACGAAGCAUAAGCAAAAAUAAAUUGAAAAUAAAACGAUAUGUAUCAAUAUCAGAAGCACACCGAGCUUAAUCGACGAAGAUAAAUACGCAAAAUUGAGAUCAUCAGAACGCAAAUACGCAAACAAAUUGUGUUCAUUGUAAUUUGUCAAUCGAAUAUAUACAACAAAUUUUCUCCUGUUCGUGUACAUUUACAUUUAUAUAUGUGACAAUAAUAAGAGACAUUUACAUUGAAUUUCUAUUUUUGUGAAUGGUAUAGACAAUAUUUUUCGAUAAAAUGAGACGAAAUUACGUUUUGCGAUUGGUUUCGAUUAUAUUGGCUGUUCAUUCAGUACAACAACAAAAUGGAUUAAUUGUGAACGCUACCAGCGUUUCGCAUAAAGCUCGCCCGAAAAUCGAUUUGAGUGACCCAUUUUAUAAUGGACAAAUCUAUUAUGAUACAUUAACUGAAACUCCGAUCGGAACGAUUGUGUAUGCAAUUGACGAGGAGAGUGUUGAGGUUGAUCCAUUUGCGAAUGAUAAAACGAAAACAUUUCAGCUGCAAGACGUUGUUACGCAUGGCAAUCCAAAUGACAAAUCAUUUAUAAAUCACAAUUUAUUUACCAUUGGAGAUGGGAACGAUGCAAUUGUCGAGAAUGGCAGUGAUGAAGAUGAUGAUGAUGUGAUUGACAUUGAUGGUGUGGUCGAUAAACAGGCAACGGCACAUUCAAAAUUUGCUAAUUUUGCAUUUAAUGAUGAAAAAUUAAUUCAAAAACCGAAAGCCGAGAACAAUAAUAAAAUCGGCGAUAAACCAUCGCAAAUCCAAUUGCAACAAAAGCAUCAACACCAACAUCAACGAAUACAACAACAACACCCGCUACCGAUCGAUGCAAAUAUUGAACGGGAUACACAGCAAGGCCAUCAGCAAACAGCAAAUAACAUUAUCGCAGCCCAUUCGAACAGGCAAAUGACCUAUAAUAAUACGUCAACAGCACGCUCAAAACCCCAUCGUCAUCACAACCGUCGACAAAAUCACAACGGAAAAUGGCAUCGACGUCAUCAAAAGUGGUUGAAACAGCACAAGGUGAAAUCACAUCGCAAUCGAUAUAGCAGUGCAUCAUCUCGAAGUGGUUUGAAGCCACAACAAAUUAAUUCCGGCAUAAAAUCGAGCAUUCGUGAUCCCAAUUCGUAUCCGUAUGUUCAGGCACAUGUAAGUUUCUACGAUUCAAGCUACGAUGAUACAUUGAGUUCGAAUCGUUUCACCGAAACAAAUCAUCGCGCCGACGAGAAAUGGCCACACUUAAAACGACUCCAAAGUCAAUUGCAUCAAGACUUGAUAAGUGACACACUACCACCGUACAUCAAAAAAUACAGCCGACGCAACAAACAAUUGAUUGGAUUGCUCGAAGGUGAAGGUAUGCCAAAUGUUGCAAAUGCUAAUUUAAAGGCAAAACAAUCGUCACAUUCACGACGUCGUCAAAAGCAAACCAAUAAAUGGAUCGAAAAGAAUUUAUUCGAAGAGCAAAUGGAUGAAAAGAAAAAUAAAAGUGUACAACAACAAAAACCACAUCAACCACCACAAAAACCGAUUGUACCACCGUACACAGUCGAUGGCAAACAUAUCAUUCCAAUCAUUUUGAAUUCGAAACAACGAUAUUUGACAGAGAAAAAUGUUCAAAGUGAACCAAACGGAUUGCCCGGCGAACAUUUAUCACUAUCGUCCGAAGACUAUGAAGAUUGUGAUAUUGAUGGUAGCGGUGUGGAUUGUCAGCAGCCAAAUGCUGCCGUUCAACAAUCACAAAUUGGGCAAAUUAAGCAGAAGGAAACUAUAUCGCCGAGAGCCGAUUCAUUUCUAUUUCAUCGCGUGGCAACACCGAGAUUAGUUGGAACGGCUGCUAUUGCCGGCGGUUUAAUUAAACAAAAGCUUCCAUUUGUCGCACUUACCGAUAAACGCAUUGAUGAUGGUGCGAGGCAACAACGCCGCAUUAAUACCAUACAAAAUACAUUCCCGUUACCAUAAAGCUCUUUCUUUGCACCCCUCAAAAGAAAUUACACUAUGUUCACAAAUUGAACCGAAGAAGCACACAUACACACACGCUUCGACCAACCAAAAAUAAGAAGAAAAAAACAACAACGCACUGGAUCAAAUGCACACACAAAAAAAACAUAUACUCUCUAUGUAAAAGAGGAAAAAUGAAAAUAGAAGAAGCACAUAGAAACAGCAGCCGGAAUAAAAUGAAGUAAUUUCUUUAUCACAAAAGUUCAGACUUCACAGCAAUUGUCGGACAUAUACUAGAAAACGAGUGCAGUUGAUUUCACUCACUCUUGUUUCCUCUUUGUUGCUCAAAAACAUCCGAGGCAGCACGUAAUCCAUCUAGCCGCAUAGAGCAGAUCGAGAGAGAAAAUGGAAUAUUAUAGUUUGAAUAAUAACAAGUGGAACAGAGAGAGGGAGAGGCGGAGAGAGAAAGAGUAAUGGAGAGCUUUUUGUUUCUGUGUUUUGUAUUAACCGCGCUACAGUACGAGACCGGCAUAGAAUGUAUGGUUGAAAACUUAAUAAGCGAACGAGCCCUUUAUAUUUUAUUCAAAUGUCGGUGUUCGGUGUUUGUACGAGGCAAACAGUUUUAUCCGGAUUUAUAAAGUCCGAACAACGAUUUCACGAAGCGUUCCAUUUGAGUUGGAGCGGCGCAGAGUUUUCGAAUAAAAAAAUGACUUUUUUGUCAAAGAGCGAUAUACACAUGGGUGUAUGAGAAAUGGAGAGAAUAGAAUGAAACAUCACAAAAAAAAUGUAUCACUAAACUAAAUCCACGCACCUGCUAACUGUUGAUGUCAAAUAGAGUUUACUCAAAAACAUUUUUAUAAAUGUGUUCUCAUAAAUGUAGAAACAACCCAAACAUACUGAAAAUAGAAUUAAAGUAGUUUUUUGCGCUUUUGUUAUCGUCGGCUAUUAAUAUUUUAUAUAUAUACACACAAAUAUCACAUAUACACUUACCGACCACGCAGCAAAUUGAUGCAAAAAAGGAAAUCUCUUAUAUUUCAUGUUAAAGACCCAAUGAAUAAAAUGGAUAAAGGACUGUCUGUGUAUAUGUGUUCUUAUCACAAUGAGAUGAAACCACAUAAACUCUUUUACUACGCAACUACAUAUCUUUGAUGAAUUUAACCGUAAAGAAAAAAAAUAAAUACCUGCAACGUAUAAUAUUUUAUUGAGUGUAAAUCCUCAAAGGAAAACUAUAUAUCAUUUAUUGCAAAAUGUCACAGACAAACCACAAAUGUAUCAUGUCUUAAACGAAUUUUUCUUAAGUGUACCUUCAAAAGCGAUGUUCCAUCGGUCCGUACAACAUUUUACAGAAUCAGAGCCGUAUUAUCAACAAGUGUAACUCUCUGGUUACGUAUAUCUCUCUCUUUAUUCAAUCUGAAAUGAAUUGAAUCGUCAUUGUCAUUUAGCAUCAACUACCUUUUGCACGUUCACAUUUGUUGUGUAUACUAGCAGCCUAGUCUAGGCUUGUCAGAUCUCGUUUGCUCUCUGGUAUCUGUUUCGUUUGAGAUUUCCUAACUCGAGAGAGAGAGAGAGAGAGAGAGAGAGAGAGAGAGAGAGAGA
Messenger RNA from Contarinia nasturtii (swede midge), 5484 nucleotides. RefSeq lists its product as uncharacterized. The transcript is spliced from 4 exons. NCBI's taxonomy places the organism in Eukaryota, Metazoa, Arthropoda, Insecta, Diptera, Cecidomyiidae. Bases 2188 to 3909 code for a protein of 573 amino acids. The record is from RefSeq and is a predicted model, not a curated record.